CGGAACGAAGGCUGACGUCAGUAACUUGAUUAUUUUUUGUACUAUGAUUGAACAGUGAUCUGUGCUAUCGUAAUAUUUAAAAUUUGUACACAAACAAAGUUGUGCUAGAGGCUGUGUGAUAGACACGCGUAAAUUAAAAAUGUCGUCGUUUCCCGAAAUUAAAAAUGCGGAAAGCGAAAAUACCGAAGUUUCUUCCAGUUUCAUAAGUGAAUUACUAAGUCCGGUGAACUUGCUCUUGACUGUUAUCAUUAUUGUAUUAGUGUAUAAAAUAUUUAGGAGCAAGUUUGGUAAAUUAUCUGCAGAGGCGCCGAUGCCCGAGUUGCCUAAAAUUCGAAAAGACAUGACUGUUGCCGAAUUACGUCAAUAUGAUGGGACUCAACCCGAUGGUAGAGUUUUAGUAGCAGUAAAUGGAUGGAUUUUUGAUGCCACGCGGGGACGCCGCUUCUAUGGACCCGGUGGACCUUAUGCAGCAUUUGGUGGUAAAGAUGCAUCUCGAGGUUUGGCCACAUUUUCAGUCACAUCAUCAGAUAAGGAAUAUGACGACUUAAGUGAUCUCAACUCAAUGGAAAUGGAAUCUGUCAAAGAAUGGGAGGCGCAGUUCAGAGAAAAGUACGACCUCGUCGGGCGGUUGCUGAAGCCGGGCGAGGAACCCGCGAACUAUUCAGACGAAGAAACGGAAGACACUGAACUAUCGACAAACAACCCCGAACAGAAAAAGGAACAAUAAACUGCAUACUUGACGAAAAUCAUUCAUCACAUUGACCGAUGGGUCAAAAAGUUAGGUCGAUCGAUAUGUAAAUCGCUUUUUUAUCAUUUUUGAGCACCAUAAUCCUUUUGUCCCGCUUUAUCAUUGUUUAACAAACUAUAUUUAUUAAAUCUUACCCACUCACUUCAAUUUCCGUGCUCAUAGAUUGUAAAAUAUCCUAACUUUUUGAUUUAUCGUUCAAAUAACAGAACGCUUAAUAAUUCUACUAAUGGUUACUGAGGACUCAAGUUGCGCACAAAUUUUUUGUUCAUGAUAAACUGAAAUUUUAGCAAAAAAAAUUAAUUGGCCACCAAGUAAAAAAAUCGCAAACUGUCGACAUUUCUCACCGAGACUUCAGUUCAAAACAACUAUAAUUAGUAGUCAUUAAAUCGGUUACGAAUAUUGUGUGAUUGCUAACUGCCACUAAUUAUAAGUGUGGGAGAUUUUUUCACAAUGAUUUUUUCUCGAGGUUUAAAUAUUAAGCCGUAUUUAUAUCGCAUAAGGUCGACAAGUAAGAUAUUAUGAUAAAUGCGAAACAAUAUAAAUCUGUAAGUGUUAUGUAACCUCAGGCCUCAGUGACCAACGCAGGCUCGUCGGCUUCGCGCUACAUAACUCGAGACCUACUUAUCUUAUUCUGGAACUGUUGCUUUUUACAUAUUUUUGAAGGUUAUAUGUAGUUUAUAUUGUUGUAUAUUUACAGUUUUGUGAAUCGAAAGACUGAGUGAUGGCGAAAUAAAGUUGAUAACGUUAAGGGACAUUAGCCUAACACAUUCCCCCGAUCCCUUGUUAUGAAAUUGCGUUUCAACUUUUAUUGUUCUGGAUCGAGAAGUGGGAUUUGGAUUGUUUUGAUGAAGUGAAUCGCUUUAAUCGAAUAAAAUCGCUAGCUUAUAAUUUCUAGCUAUUAAUAUUAAAAAUAUAUAGAAUAUCAAAUGUGUAUUUAUAUGUUUUCAAUGUCCAAAGCAAACCGAUUUCUCGAUCUAGAACAUAGCCACAAUGUUUUGUUAUAUUAUUAUGUGCAUUUAUUGCGAAUUUUAGGUUUAUUUAUUGGAUCAAAAUUGUCUUUAUUUCGAAAUUCAUACAUUUGACUUUACCUUAUUCGUUUCUCCUUGACCUUUGGUACUUAAAUAUGGUAACAUUGAAAUCAAGUGUUGCAAACUUAAAAAUGAAAUGUGCAUAAUAAAGUUUAAUGUAUAAUGUUUGUAAUUAUAAUAAAUUUUGAAUAAAGCAUGUUGCCAAUAGUGUGUUAUGUUAUUUUGAUAUUGUUUUAAUAGUUGAUAAUAUGUUUUUGGCUAUUAAUUUUAUAUGUGAACAUUAUAUGAACACAAUUAUGUUUAGAUAAAAGAGUGAGUGCCGUCAUCUGGCCUGGAAAAAAAUAUAUUUAGACACAUUAAAAAACAGAUAACUAUAUUUUGUCGUGUGUCUGUGUGUAUUUUUUUUACUAUUCAACAUAAUUUAUCCAACAAUAGGACGCCGCUCUUUUCAUUUUUUUAACUAUGGAGACAAUUAAAUUAAUGUAAUCAUAAGUUCGCUGUAGCACUCUAUUAACUGUUAUAUUUAUUAAUUUGCCUUUUUUGUGACUAAAUUAGUUUAAAGUGCGUUAAUUUAUGAAUUGGUUGAGGUUUGUUAUCGUAAGUGUGGGAUAAGCUUUCGAAGAUUAGGCGCAAUUCAUCAUAAUGCUUAAAUUUAUUUGUGACUUUCCAUUUCGCCUAUUUUAUUGUAAAAUUAUAUAAAAAAUCAAAACUAUCAAAUUACAUAAAUGUUGCCUAAACAUCGCUUAUUGUUGAGAUGUUAAAUGGUGUGAAUGUAAUGCUAUUGAAUGUUAACAAAUGAAUUAAAUAUAUGUAAUGUUUAUUUUAACAUUGUCACAAAAAUAUAGUGUCUUUUUCA
This is a messenger RNA of Colias croceus (clouded yellow), 2632 nucleotides long. It is a transcript of the gene Pgrmc2, whose product is annotated as membrane-associated progesterone receptor component 2. The record is from RefSeq and is a predicted model, not a curated record. Gene Ontology annotation, cellular component: endomembrane system; membrane. Bases 140 to 727 code for a protein of 195 amino acids. Lineage: Eukaryota; Metazoa; Arthropoda; Insecta; Lepidoptera; Pieridae. The transcript has 3 exons.